Messenger RNA from Oncorhynchus mykiss (rainbow trout), 6560 nucleotides. Its product is annotated as inactive phospholipase C-like protein 2. Gene Ontology annotation, molecular function: phosphatidylinositol-4,5-bisphosphate phospholipase C activity. Gene Ontology annotation, biological process: release of sequestered calcium ion into cytosol; regulation of synaptic transmission, GABAergic; phosphatidylinositol metabolic process. The record is from RefSeq and is a predicted model, not a curated record. Lineage: Eukaryota; Metazoa; Chordata; Actinopteri; Salmoniformes; Salmonidae.
CCGAAGCAGUUUUAUCUAGAAGGGAUACAGCUCUUGUCAAACUUGACUUUUCGUAGCAGGUUUAGGAGAAUUUAUGCAGCAGGUUAGGAUAAUUAGGUUAAGGUUUGCUAAAAUGCACAAAAAAAUAGUUUUGACGUCAAUUUGACAAAAUCUGUAUCCCAUCUAGACAUGACCCCUGAAGCCAGUUGCUUUCACUUCCCUGUUAUGAAGAUGACUAUAGCGCCGUCAGGAGUGGUUACAACUGCGCAGGGCACUUGAGGUGUGCCAUCCGGUUCAUUGUAACAUAAAUCUCUUUUUGAAUUUCCAUUCUGGUGAGUCGCCGGCAGAAGGUGAUGCUGCAGAUUAUUUCUAUCAUUGGCAUUCCCAUUCUCGUGUAAAGCAAUGUCUACCGACGGAGAAUCAAGAUUUGUAGAGGAUAUCUUUUGGGUAGUCUACUUUGCAAGAUAACACGGGCUGUGUGGCUGUCUGUUAAAAAGCAUUGUCGCUUUGGCGUGCUGAAGCAUCGUGGAUCGUAUUAUUGUCAGUUAUUUCACGUAGCGAGGCGAUCACCAAUCAAGACCUACACACAGCUACCGUGAACGAAAAUCCACAUUUAUAGCGGAUUUAAAGACAGUUUAGGGUGCGCGCCACCUGUUGCUGGGAUGAAACCCUCGCCAGGCAAUGGGGUGAGCCUCGAGACGCAUCGUGAGAAAUUGCUGUCCAACGGAGGCUGCGGGGUGUCAGACACCGUGACUGCUGUCCAACCUGAAACUGGUCCCGGAUCCCCAAUGACUGACAAACCGGGAGCGGGAGAAACUACAGAUGCCAAAGGAAUCCCUAGGCGGAGCAGUAUUAUCAAGGAUGGGUCUCGUGCUGGUCGUGAGAGGAAGAAGACGGUAUCCUUCAGCAGCAGUCUCUCUGAGAGGAAGAUCAGCAGCGCUGCAGACUGCAUCAGCGCCAUGAUGGAGGGUACUGAGUUUCGGAAGGUGCGCUCCAACUCACGAGUCUACCAACGCUACUACCUGCUGGAGUCAGGUCUGCAGGCCCUGCGAUGGGAGCCCUCCAAGAAGGAGUCAGACAAGGCCUGCAUCGCCGUCCCUUCCAUCAGAGAGGUCCGCACCGGUCGCAACACAGAGACCUUUAGGACCAACGGCGUCUAUGACCAAAUCUCUGAGGACUGUGCCUUCUCUAUCAUCUAUGGAGAGACCUAUGAAGCUCUGGACCUGGUGGCUAACUCUGCAGAGGUGGCCAACAUCUGGGUCACUGGCCUGAGGUAUCUGAUUCUGUAUGGGAAGCAUGCCAUAGACAUGAUGGCCAGCAGUGAGGACAGCCUUCGUCUCGCCUGGCUAGCAGAGACAUUUUCCUCUAUGGUUGUCUCAGAUGGACAGGGUGGAGGAGAGGAGGUGGGGAUCAGUUUGCGCUCGGCUGUAGGUCUGAUCAGGAGUGUUAACCCUGGGGUGAGGAGUGAGAAAGUGGAACACCGGUUUAAGGAGCUCCAUCGUGUCAAGGAGAGGAUGAAUGGGGCCAGGACAUCUGGAGUUGGAACUGUGGCUGAAGCAAAGGUUGGGGCUUCAGUUGUAGCUGUGAUUGGCUCAGGAGCUGGCGAUGAGGAUAGGGCUCCAGCUGUGACUGAAGUUGAGGAAAGGGAUGGGGGUGAAUCUGGAGCUGGGACUGGAGCAAACGCAGACAACAGAAGAGGAGGGAUAGAGGACAGGGUAACCAAGGAGGAGUUCAUUGAGGUCUUUCACGACCUUUGCACCCGACCGGAGAUCUACUUCCUGCUGGUGCAAUUCUCUAGCAACAAGGAGUACUUGGAUACCAAGGAUCUAAUGAGGUUCCUGGAGGUUGAGCAGGGCAUGACUCAGGUGACUGAAGACACCAGUCUGGAGCUCAUCCAAUCCCACGAGCCGUCGGAGGAGGGACGUCGCCAAGGCUGCCUCUCAUUGGACGGUUUCACCAGAUAUCUCACCUCCCUGGAGUGCCACCUGUUUGACCCGGAGCACAGCCAGGUGUGCCAGGACAUGAGCCAGCCCUUAUCCCACUACUACAUCAACUCCUCCCACAACACCUACCUCAUCGAGGACCAGUUCAAGGGGCCCGCUGACAUCACCGGCUAUAUCCGCGCUUUAAAGAUGGGCUGCAGGUGUGUGGAAGUGGAUGUCUGGGAUGGCCCUAGCGACGAACCCAUGGUUUAUACCAGUCACACCCUCACCUCGCCCGUCAAGUUCCACUGUGUCCUGGAUGUGAUCGGCCGUUUUGCGUUCGAGGCUUCGGAGUUUCCACUGAUCCUGUGUGUGGAGAACCACUGCUCCCCCUGCCAGCAGAGAGUCAUGCUCCAGCACCUGAGGAGGAUACUAGGGGAGAGGUUGUACACGAAGCCUCUCAGGGAAGGGGAGGUGUACCUGCCCUCGCCUAAUGCCCUGAGGGGCAAGAUCCUGUUGAAGGGGCAGAAGUUGGAGGAGGGAUGCGGGGGGGCGGAGGGGGACGUGACUGACGAAGACGAGGGGGCGGAGAUGUGCCAGAGGAUGAAGGCUGGUAACAGUGGAGAAGGAGCGGGGGAGGGGGGGCAGAAAGGUGGAGGGGGUGGUGGUACUAGUAGCAUUAAAUCCCUGACCCCUCCUACUACCCCUAAACGGUUCCAGCUCCUAAAGGAGCUCUCUGACUUGGUGACUCUGUGCAAGUCAGUACGUUUUACAGACUUCCAGAUGUCGUUCUCUAUCCAGAAACCCUGGGAGCUCUGCUCGUUCAAUGAGACCCUAGCUUUGCGCUGCGCCAGCGAGCGCCCAGGAGACUUUGUCAACUACAACAAGCGCUUCCUGUCGCGGGUCUACCCAAGCGCCAUGCGCAUCGACUCCAGCAACAUGAACCCACAGGACCUGUGGAAGUGCGGUUGCCAGAUUGUGGCUUUGAACUACCAGACGCCCGGGUUGAUGAUGGACCUUAACAUCGCCUGGUUCCGCCAAAACGGGAAUUGUGGGUACGUGCUGCGACCCGCCAUCAUGCGACAGGAGGUGUCGUAUUUCAGCGCUGAUACAAGAGACUCUGUGCCGGGUGUGUCCCCUCAGCUGCUCCAUGUCAAGGUGAUCAGUGGUCAGAACCUGCCCCGUCCGAAGGGUUCUGGAGCUAAAGGAGAUGUGGUGGACCCGUACGUCUACGUGGAGAUCCACGGUAUCCCUGCCGACUGUGCCGAGCGCCGCACCCGCACGGUGAUGCAGAACGGAGACAACCCCAUCUUUGACGAGAGCUUUGAGUUCCAGAUCAACCUGCCAGAGCUGGCCAUGGUGCGCUUCGUGGUGCUGGAUGACGAAUUCAUAGGGGACGAGUUCAUAGGUCAGUACACCAUUCCCCUGGAGUGCCUACAGCCAGGCUACCGGCACAUACCAUUACAGUCACUGAUGGGGGAGGACCUCCCGUACGCCAUGCUGUUCGUCCAUGUGGCCCUCACCAACCGGAGAGGAGGGGGAAAGCCCUACAAGCGGGGGCUGUCUGUGCGGAAGGCGAGGCGAGGGAGGGACUAUGCUGCACUCCGGGACCUGGGGAUCAAAGAAGUGGACGAGGUUUUCAAAAUGGCCGGCCCGCAACUGAAGGAGGCCACGGACCUGCGGGAGAACAUGCAGAACUCGGUGGCAGUGUUCAGGGAGCUGUGUGGGGUGUCAGCGGUGGCUAAUCUCAUGCAGUGUGUAUUGGCCCUGGGAUCCCGUGUGGUGGGGGCCGAUGGGGACCCCCUGAUGCUCUUUGAGCUGAGGGAGCAGUACCCCUCCAUGGAGCCCCAAGGGCCCCUGCCGGACGUCCUACGCAGGGUGGUCUCCACCUACGAAACGAUGAUCCAGGCGAGCAGAGCAGUGAUGGAGCUGUCAGACGGAGUCUACGACAGGAUCCUACAGAUACAGACAACAGCCAUGAAGUUCCAUGAGACGUUGCAUUCCAUUGCAGUGAAGGAGGGGCUUAAGGAUCGUAAGGUCACCAGAGCUGUGGAGAGUUUCAGCUGGAACAUCACCAUAUUGAAGGGGCAGGCAGACCUUCUGAAACGGGCUAUGACGGAGGUGCAGGAGAACAUGAAGCAGGUACACUAUGCUGCCCUGACGUCUAACCUUAGUAAGGGUGUGACAGGAGAGGCGACCCGCCCCCGACGCAGCCUGGACACCAUCCAGGAGAGAGCUACCACUCCGGCUAGAGGUUCCCCUUAGGUACAGGUCUAGGACCAGCUUACCCACCUCAAAUUAUAUAUUAAAUCAAAACAGGGGAAAUGUCAAAUCUGACCUUAGAUCAGUUUCUAAGGGCACCGUCAUCCUUCUGAGGAUCGGCAGGUUGGCCAGAACUGACAACCAAGUUGCUACGCACACUCAAAAGUGAAUGGCUCCUUCUGCAUCUAACCCGGUUAGGGGCUGUUGGAGUUUAGUUGGCCAUUCUCUCCACACAACGAUGAAGAGAAGGAAGAUGGACUAAAACAAUGAAAGAAAAAUACUCCUGUUAUACCACUGUCAGGAGGGAGGAGUAACGUCGAAGACACUGGAGACAGGAAUGUGGAGAGGAAUGAAGUCAGACAAUCAGAAUGGCCUGUCCCUGAAUGUUGCUGGAAAUAUGUUUUUAAUCCUACUCUCUGUGAAGUGUUUGUUCUUUUUGUAGCUGGAUUCAAUCUGUAUCGCCGAGUUAUCGAUGAAGAUCCGUUCAAUCUGUAUCUCCGAGUUAUUGAUGAAGAUCCGUUCAAUCUGUAUCUCCAAGUUAUUGAUGAAGAUCCGUUCAAUCUGUAUCUCCGAGUUAUUGAUGAAGAUCCGUUCAAUCUGUAUCUCCGAGUUAUUGAUGAAGAUCCGUUCAAUCUGUAUCUCCGAGUUAUUGAUGAAGAUCCGUUCAAUCUGUAUCUCCGAGUUAUUGAUGAAGAUCCGUUCAAUCUGUAUCUCCGAGUUAUUGAUGAAGAUCCGUUCAAUCUGUAUCUCCGAGUUAUCGAUGAAGAUCCGUUCAAUCUGUAUCUCCGAGUUAUCGAUGAAGAUCCGUUCAAUCUGUAUCUCCGAGUUAUUGAUGAAGAUCCGUUCAAUCUGUAUCUCCGAGUUAUCGAUGAAGAUCCGUUCAAUCUGUAUCUCCGAGUUAUCGAUGAAGAUCCGUUCAAUCUGUAUCUCCGAGUUAUCGAUGAAGAUCCGUUCAAUCUGUAUCUCCGAGUUAUCGAUGAAGAUCCGUUCAAUCUGUAUCUCCGAGUUAUCGAUGAAGAUCCGUUCAAUCUGUAUCUCCGAGUUAUUGAUGAAGAUCCGUUCAAUCUGUAUCUCCGAGUUAUUGAUGAAGAUCCGUUCAAUCUGUAUCUCCGAGUUAUCGAUGAAGAUCCGUUCAAUCUGUAUCUCCGAGUUAUUGAUGAAGAUCCGUUCAAUCUGUAUCUCCGAGUUAUUGAUGAAGAUCCGUUCAAUCUGUAUCUCCGAGUUAUCGAUGAAGAUCCGUUCAAUCUGUAUCUCCGAGUUAUCGAUGAAGAUCCGUUCAAUCUGUAUCUCCGAGUUAUCGAUGAAGAUCCGUUCAAUCUGUAUCUCCGAGUUAUUGAUGAAGAUCCGUUCAAUCUGUAUCUCCGAGUUAUUGAUGAAGAUCCGUUCAAUCUGUAUCUCCGAGUUAUCGAUGAAGAUCCGUUCAAUCUGUAUCUCCGAGUUAUUGAUGAAGAUCCGUUCAAUCUGUAUCUCCGAGUUAUUGAUGAAGAUCCGUUCAAUCUGUAUCUCCGAGUUAUCGAUGAAGAUCCGUUCAAUCUGUAUCUCCGAGUUAUUGAUGAAGAUCCGUUCAAUCUGUAUCUCCGAGUUAUCGAUGAAGAUCCGUUCAAUCUGUAUCUCCGAGUUAUCGAUGAAGAUCCGUUCAAUCUGUAUCUCCGAGUUAUCGAUGAAGAUCCGUUUUAAAAUGUUUGAGCCGACAUACAGUAUGAAGCGACCGCGGGAAAAUUGACUUUAAUUGUUGAUCGCGCUAUAAAAGCGUCUCUUCAGCACUAUGGAUUGAAUGGAGUCCUUGUUUUUUGUUGGGGGGAGUGGAGGGCUUUCAGGGCGAUCAAAACUACAGAACAAUGUGAAACUGAAUGAGACCGAAGUGAUAACUUACGUGUGGGAGGAGGCUGAUUCAGAAUGUGUGAAUUGUGACUGCUACCAAUAAAAUAUGCUAUUUAGCAGACACGUUUAUCCAAAGCGACUUACAGUAGUGCAUGCAUACAUUUUGUUUUUGUAUGGGUGGCCUCAGCGGGAAUCAAACCUACGAUCCUGAAGUUGCAAACACCAACUGAGACGCUUCAGCUUCUCCGGGUACAGAGGAACAAAAGAAUGUAGACGUGUACAGAGUAGAAUGGGAAUCCCCAUUCAUGUCAAUUAUGCCGUAAUGUACGUGUCUGUCUGCAGGUUCACUCCCUUGUACUUGACUGAUGAAUUAAGGGUGCUGAUUAGUAAGGAACUCCUCACCUGUGGAUAUUGGUGGGAUAGGGUUAAUGACUCAACUGUAUGAUCAAAAACAGUAUUUCAAGUACUCCUUCCAUAGCACCUUGACCAAUGCUUUUCUAGGCAGUUGUGUCACACUUCACAUUAUUAUCCUCAUUCUGUAAAAUGUUACUGGAUUUUUACAAAAUGGUGACUUCC